Molecule: messenger RNA, 1127 nt
Organism: Bursaphelenchus xylophilus (pine wood nematode)
Lineage: Eukaryota; Metazoa; Nematoda; Chromadorea; Rhabditida; Aphelenchoididae
Source: the annotation of a GenBank genome assembly
AUGAGUAAACCACAGAAGCGAGCUGCUCCGUCCGAGGUGGUCAAUUGUGAAAGGGCAGCGCGAGGGGUAUGGCUGGUCAAGGUUCCCCGGUAUUUAUCAGAGAUCUGGCAGAAGAAUCAAGGGAAAGCAGUGGGAUCCUUGAUCACCAGUCAGCCAGUUGUAUUCAGAUCUAAUCCAGAGCUCGAGACGGAGCAGAAGAAGACCCCGAUUGUCACAAAUAUAGUCCAAUCGAGUAGUCGCGCGUUGCCUGACACUCUGCAACCUUUGGGAAAGAAGAAGGAGAAUGUGGAAAUGCCCAAGGAGCAUCGGUUUCUGAUGAAAAACCUGGAUAAUCAGACGAUGGCUGUGCUUGUGGAGGACAAAACAGGCCUCGAAGAGGAUGCUGACCAAGUCAGUGGACGAUUAACUAUUGAUGGAAGGGUGAGUGUAUAACUUUAGACAUCAACUUUGAACAUUUUAUGUAUACGAAGUGUAAUUUCAGACCUAAAGAAAUUAAAUUUUCGUUAUAGGUUGUAAAACGCGCUGAAUGUCAACCUCCGGCCACCUUGGAUUACAUGAAGAUGAAGAUCCGGCAAAUCGAGAAGAUUAGUCAGCCCAAACACACAGUCAAGCAGAUGGAUAAGGCUGAGGUCAAAUUCAAACCCACCUCUUAUCAUGCUGAACACAUGGCCAAAGAUAGGGCCAAGAAGGACAAUGUCAGAUCAGUUAGAGUGGAUCGGGAUAUUGUACUCAAGGAGUUGUUCCAGGCAUUCGAAAAGCAUCAGUAUUAUAGGCAAGUUGAGGCCUGAAACGAGGCAAAAGUGGUCGAUAAUAAGUGCUUUACUACAAAUUAAUGUGUUCUACGACAAAGAAUGAUGUUUUAUAUAUAAUUUGAACAACUUUUAAUAUUGUUACCUAAAAUCUUUCUUUCUGGAAUUAAAAAUCUCAUUUUCAGACUAGUUGAUCUCCAAAGAAUUACGCAACAGCCUGCCAAUUAUAUCAAGGAAAUCCUCACGACCAUCGCCAAUUACAACACAACCCAGCCGCACAAAAAUAUGUGGGAAUUGAAGUCCGAAUACAGGGAUUACGGUAACAAAAAAGAGGAAGAAGAAGAUGAAGACAUGGAUGCUGAUGGAGAUGAUGAUUAA